UUUGUUGUCUUCUCCUUAGGAUAUUUUAAGUGAGAUCGUGUGUGGUUGGAAACAUGAGAAAAACUCAGCGGAUGACAGACGAAGAUAUUGCGAAGCACUUCGUGGAGGUUCUGCGAACGGAAAAAGAUCCUUCGGAUGCGAUUGCUGCGAUCAAGACCGUCAUCAAGCUCUUGGAAUCUGACGAAUCUGAAACUUUUCUGGAGCUGAGUCGGGAAUUGAAUCGAUGGGAGAAUGCUCUUCGCUCCCAUUCGGAAGGUUCUGUCGCCUCUAUAAUUUCUGGAUUUGAGCAGAUCCAGCAGCACAUGACGAAGAAGGACAUGGACCGAACGGACAUGAGCAAGUGCAGGAAAUUCAUGAUCGAACGCGGGAAAUCAUACCUUGUGGAAAUGGAGCACAGAAAGUGUCGCAUUGCAGAAGAACUUACUUCUCACAUCGCCGAUGGAAUGUCGAUUCUGACGCAUUCUCGUUCCAAAAAUGUCUUCCGUGCCUUGAAACUUGCCAUGCAGCGUGGGAAACGAUUCAAGGUGUACGUGACAGAGUCAAUGCCUGAUAAAUCUGGGCAUCGAAUGGCGAGGGAGUUAACGGAACUAGGAAUACCUACCACCGAAAUCCUUGAUGCUUCUAUCGGAUAUAUCAUGGAGAAAGUUGAUCUAGUACUUGUAGGGGCAGAAGGGGUAGUUGAAAACGGGGGCAUUAUCAAUAAGGACAUGAGCAAGUGCAGGAAAUUCAUGAUCGAACGCGGGAAAUCGUACCUUGUGGAAAUGGAGCACAGAAAGUGUCGCAUUGCAGAAGAACUUACUUCUCACAUCGCGGAUGGAAUGUCGAUUCUGACGCAUUCUCGUUCCAAAAAUGUCUUCCGUGCCUUGAAACUUGCCAUGCAGCGUGGGAAACGAUUCAAGGUGUACGUGACAGAGUCAAUGCCUGAUAAAUCUGGGCAUCGAAUGGCGAGCGAGUUAACGGAACUAGGAAUACCUACCACCGAAAUCCUUGAUGCUUCUAUCGGAUAUAUCAUGGAGAAAGUUGAUCUAGUACUUGUAGGGGCAGAAGGGGUAGUUGAAAACGGGGGCAUUAUCAAUAAGGUUGGGACUUAUGGGAUCGGCCUGGUUGCGAAAGCCUUGAAGAAACCGGUUUAUGUUUUGUGUGAAAGCUUCAAAUUCGUUCGGCUUUACCCACUCAAUCAGUCCGAAUUGCCCGCUGAGUUCAAAUACCCCGCGUCUGUGCUGAAGAAAAGCGGAGUAAAUCUCGAAGAAGAACAUCCGCUUGUCGAUUAUACUCCCCCGCAUCUCAUAACUUUUCUGUUCACGGAUCUUGGAACUCUGGUUCCAUCUGCCGUUAGUGAUACGCUGAUUAAACUUUACUUGUGA
Molecule: messenger RNA, 1364 nt
Organism: Notodromas monacha
Lineage: Eukaryota; Metazoa; Arthropoda; Ostracoda; Podocopida; Cyprididae
Source: the annotation of a GenBank genome assembly